AUGUUUACCUGUAUUAAUAAAAAUUGUCUUGUAACAACAAAACCAUAUUUUUUCUCAAAUGUAUAUCGUAUAAAAGUACCUGAAAAAUUUUUACAAUGGAAUGUUAAAUGGGAUGAUUAUAAUCCUCCUGAUUAUACUUCAAUAGAUGCUAUCAAUAAAAGUUGGUCUGAUGACAAAGAAUUAAAUGUUGAAAAUUAUAAGUGGAAUGCUAUUGAUGGAGAUAUCAAUAGAAUAUCUUUUGUGGGACAUUAUCAAAUAUCUACUGAUAAUCGUCCAUUAAAUCCAAUUGGAAGAACAGGUUUAAAAGGAAGAGGUGUUCUUGGAAGAUGGGGACCUAAUCAUGCAGCAGACCCUAUUGUUACAAGAAUAUUAGAUAAUAAACUUCAAUUUGUAGCCAUAAAAAGAAAAGAUACUGGUGAAUGGGCAAUUCCAGGAGGCAUGGUUGACAAAGGAGAAAAUGUCUCAAAUACCUUAAAAAGAGAAUUUACCGAGGAAACAUUAGAUAAUAUUUCAUCAACUGUUAUCGAAGAACUAUUUAAAAGUGGUAUCAUGUUAUAUAAUGGAUAUGUUGAUGACCACAGGAAUACAGAUAAUGCAUGGAUGGAAACUUCAGUAUAUUUGUUCCAUGAUGCUAAUAAUCAACUUUCACAUACAAAUUUUAAAGCUGGAUCAGAUGCUUGCGCUGUAGAUUGGAUAACAUACUCUGAAUCUUUAUCUUUAUACGCUGAUCAUAAAAAAUAUUUAUCGUUAGUCUAUAAUAAACUUAAAAAAAUUUACAAGAUACUUUAA
Molecule: messenger RNA, 789 nt
Organism: Strongyloides ratti
Lineage: Eukaryota; Metazoa; Nematoda; Chromadorea; Rhabditida; Strongyloididae
Product: ADP-ribose pyrophosphatase, mitochondrial
Exons: 1
Coding region: 1-789 (262 amino acids)
Molecular function (GO): ADP-ribose diphosphatase activity
Source: RefSeq, a predicted model, not a curated record